CCAUUUCUAAACGCCGUUGCUUGGAAAAUAAGUGUGCAAGCAAAAAUACGGCAAUAGGUCAGCCUCUUCUUGCUGCUAUUUCAUAAAAGGACUUUUUUCAAGUUAAAAUCUUGAAGGCAAUUAAUACAUUCUACAUUUCAUAUGACUGUUUAAGGACAGCAUUUUACUUUUAAAUGCAGCAGACCCCAGUGGAUGACGAAAUUCAGUGCAUUUUGGCUUUCUCUCUAAACUUUGAAACCAUUCAUGGAAGCUGAUGGGAAUGCCCCUGUUCCCUUGCGUCAGAAGGCAAAAAAGAAAAGUCAAGGGUUCUUUAUAAUGAGUCGACGAAGGAUAUCAUGUAAAGAACUGGGGCAAGCUGAUUGCCAAGGAUGGCUCUACAAAAAGAAGGAAAAAGGAGCUUUCAUUGGUAACAAAUGGAAGAAGUUCUGGUGUGUUCUGAAGGAGUCAUCGUUAUAUUGGUACAGCAGUCAGCUGGCUGAAAAAGCAGAAGGAUUUAUCAGACUUCCAGACUUCAGUGUGGACAGAGCAACGGAGUGCAAAAAAAAGCAUGCUAUUAAGAUCAGCCACCCACAGAUCAAGACAUUUUAUUUUGCAGCAGAAAAUGUUCUGGAAAUGAACACGUGGCUAAGCAAGCUGGGGAUCGCUGUAGAUCCUCAGGCACCCAAUGGAAAGAGCGAAGAAGAAUGCUAUAGUGAAAGUGAACAUGAUGACCCAGAAAUAACAGACACACUGCCUCCCUCAUAUGUGGCCCAGCCACCACCUCCUCAGUUACAGGAUCAACAGAAAUCCUCUUUGACAUCAACUCUGUCAAGCGAAGCAUCUUGUUCUCUUUCCUCUCCUGAAAGCACUUUCAAUUCCCAAGAAUCAUCAUCUUCCUUAACGUCCAAAGUGGUUUAUUCUGAGAGGCAGUCUCUGCUUGACUUCGUUAACAACUCUGCCAUGGAAGAGAGUGAUCAGCCUUUAACUUUCUGUGUACAGAUUCAAUCUGAUGAGCAGACAGAAGUAGACUGUGGAGAAAAAGCAGAAAGUCAGAUCUGUCCUGGUGGUGGACCUGAAAACACUUUCUUAGGUCUGGAUGCACAUUGCCUAACUGUGCCAGAUGCAGCAGGACAGAUAACACUCGCCAAAGAUCAUGAAAAAUGUGAUGAUGAUGAGAUGGAGAGACUUUACAAGUCAUUAGAACAAGCAAGUCUGUCUCCCAUUGGUGAUCGCCGGCUGUCAACCAAGAAGGAGCUUAGGAAGUCAUUUAUCAAACGCAGCAAAAACCCCUCCAUUAAUGAGAAACUCCACAAAAUUCGAAUGCUGAACAGCACACUAAAGUGUAAGGAACAUGACUUGGCUACAAUUAACCAGUUGUUAGAGGACCCAAAGUUGACGGCGAUGAAAUACAGAGAGUGGAGGAACACAAACAUCAUGCUAGUUCAAGACAUCUAUCAGCAGCAGGAGGUCCAGGAUGUGUCUACAGAGAACAGUGAGGAGCAAGAGACAACUCCACUGCCUGUCACUGAAAGUGCUAUAUGAAGCCAUGGAUUGACAGUUGACUGCAAGAUUUUUUUCCCCAAGAGUCUUCACAUACAGACACUUUAAACUGCUGCAUUGUGAGGUUGAUUUUUUUGUCAAGUGUUCUUCAUAAGUUAAACAGCCCCUCCUGCAAAACUUUAUUUCCUUUUGUAAAUUCCUCUAAAUCAAAAAAAGGAUGCUUGAAUCUGGGUUAAGAAGAAUGUUUUAUGAAGCAGUGAACAAAUAUUUUUCCAUACUAGGAGAAGUGGUAAAUGUGCAAUUCCUGGAAGUCACAGUGCUGUAUAAUAUGGACUAUAUAAAUGUCAGAUCAUUGGGGUUGUAUUAAUCAUUGAACUUACUGAUAAAAGAAGCUACAACAAUGCCAACAAUAUGUAAUCUUCUAUCUACCUUUUGACCCUGUAUGGUAACUCAAAAUUUAUAUAUUUUUUUCAUCUCUACGUUCAUUCACUUUGACUGCUCUACCAGUCUAAACCAAGAAAAAAUGAGUAGAAAUUAUGCAUAAAUUUUUACUACACACCACUCUCAGACACCCAGUUUUGUAAUGCCUAAUGUUGUAUGACACUGACAUUUAUUUAUGGACCAGACCAAAGUACUGCCAUUCUUCAAGAACAGAAGGUCUCUCUGUGUUUGGUUACAUGUAAAUCGCUCUUCAGUGAGGUAAAUAAUAUCUCAACAUAUUUCAACUUCUCUUAUGGAUUUGGCAGAACUUCCUGGAAGGCUACUUGCUUCUUCCAUGUUUUAAAGAAGCAUGAGUAGAUAGGGUACAAGUUCAUUCCAAACUCUCAAAUCAAGCAAGGUGAUCAAGUCUCCAAGGCAGAAGCUAAAAACUUAAAUUCCUGAUUUAAGUGGAACUGAAAACAUAAAGCAUAGCUGCAAAUGUUUUUGUAAAUAUAUGUCAUUUUAUGGCUUGUAUGAAUGUGACUAUGUACUGUAUAUAUGUUUUAUUUAUAUAUUUAUAUAUGCUGAAUUUCCUAAUGUUGAUAGGAUGACAUGGACCAGACUCACUUAGAUGAGAGUGUUUGCAUGUUGACUUGAAAUGCCUCUUUGUUCCAGUAUAAAUCACUGAAAGGGCUCUUGAAUGGAGAGUACCUUGAUACUUCUACUGUAACUGCUUAUUCUGUUUUCAACCUAGCUUUGUGAUUCAGAUGAAGAAAAUCUGUGUAUUUUAAGGCAAGGGUUUGUUUUUUGCUUUUCCAUAUUCAGCAUUAAUGCAAGUAGGAGGAACUUUUCAGAGUUUUGAAAAGCAAGAAUUAACCCACCAUACUCCAAAUGAUGCCACUACAAGUAAUGUGGGAAUCUGCUCUUCUGUUUGCUAUCUUGUAAAGAUACUGUCAUUAGUUUUUAAUGGGGUUUAUCUUUUAAAGCAAAAUACAGCAUAUUCACCUGUUCUUAUCAGAGAUAUAUUUUAUUGUAUCUUGAUCAAGAAAACAAAUAGUAGUAACAUGAAAUAUUUUCCGCCUACUAAGCAGUAAUUCCAAUUGUUAAUGUUGCAAUGUUAACAGUCAACAGAUUUCCUUUGAUAUAGACAUUACUGGAGAAGGAUACUUGAGCAGAUAGUAGCUGGUUGAAUGCAGAGCUGCUCUCAGGAUUGCAUCAUUGCCUCAAUUAUAAAAGGUUUUAGGAAUGUGAGGGUCAGGAACAGUGUUGGCAUAGGACUUAAUGACUGGAGUUAGUUAAUUUGUUGGUGGGGAUUAGAAGUUAGAUGAUACCUGGAAGUGGGUAGCAAGGACUAAAUGGGGAAGCAGGUAAAAACCUGAGGUUAUUCAAAAGCUGAUAUUACUAGGAAACCAUCGUAUAAGUGAUAAUUUCUGACCAUGCAGAAGCAAGGCGUGUAAUGCAAUUUCUUUUCAAAAGCAUCUUCAAUAGUUAGAUAGUUAGAUCUUAUGAACAAAGACAUGCUUAACUGCUCUGUUGCUGACUGCACUAGUCAGUGCCCUGCAGUUCUGCAUAAAUUCCUAGCCAACUCCAUUUGCUAAAGUACGUCUGAAUCACACUACGGAAAGAAGUAGGGAGCCUAUACAACGUUUUUUCACACAGUUUAUACCAUGAUAUGCAAAACGGGUUUCUUAAAUGCAGAGACAAAUGUCCUCAGACUGCCUGAAUUCUACUAUUUUUUUUUUUUUUUUUUUUGACUUCGUUAAAAUAGCCUAAAAUGACUUUAAAUUACUCUCUUUUCAUUGGUUAGUAGGUAAUUAUUGUUGAGCUACUGAGUUUUUGGAAAUCUCAGGAUGGGUUAUAUCACCCUCUUAGAAAAGAGCAGAAAAUUAUUGAUCAGGGUUACUUCUAAUUCAGAUAUUAUUUUAGAGAAUUCCUGUGUGUUCAAGAAAAAUAUAUGGGUUUUAUGCAAGUGCAGUGUUCUCUUCUUUCUCUUCGGCUGCUUUUUAGACCCCAAACAAAUGGAAAGCAUGGGAAAUAAGAAGUGAAAAUGUUAAUAAAAUGGGAUUAAUUUUCUAGCAUUAUUAAUUAAUGCAACAUUUCUCACCUGGAUUCAUCAAUCAAUUCAUCCAUUCAGCAAUGUGAGAGACACAGAUGGAGAAGAACAAUACAUGGGACAACGGCUGUAACUGGUGGACGUGACAGGGAGCCAUUGUCAGCAGGAGAAGCUUGGACAACUGUUUGCUCUGCUCAGUCAUAUUUAGGAUAACUGGUACCUGAGCAUAUAUUUGAUUGGUCUCAAUUUGGAAGGACUGCAUUACUGACUCAUACUGUGGGGAGGUGUUACGUUUGUCUCUGGUAGCUUUUCUGGAAAUCAGAUCUCUUUGUUUUGAGGCUGUAGAUCUCAUGAGCUACCGGAGUGAGUUGAGAUCACAUUUCUUUGCCUAAGAUAGGAAAAGUGUCGUGCUGGGUUUGAGAAUUGCUUCUGCAUAUAAUUCUGGUGAUUUACUCAAUACUGAGUUGCAGUGGAAACAGGAAUAAAUUAUGUAAUAUAA
Molecule: messenger RNA, 4451 nt
Organism: Lagopus leucura (white-tailed ptarmigan)
Lineage: Eukaryota; Metazoa; Chordata; Aves; Galliformes; Phasianidae
Gene: IPCEF1
Product: interaction protein for cytohesin exchange factors 1
Exons: 11
Coding region: 244-1521 (425 amino acids)
Source: RefSeq, a predicted model, not a curated record